AAAACUGGCGACGCGUUGUCGAGUAGCGCGUAUGUGUUCUAUACAGAGUAUGAUUAUUUACAAUCAAGACAUCUUGCAGUACUCCAGUAACUAACUGUCAGCACACCUUUUCAUCGGGAAUAAUUGUAUGGUAAACUAAUUCUCCAAGGGACUCCAUCAGAGUCAUCGUCUCCAGCUCCAUACAAUAUGGAUGACGAGCUACCGGCAUCCAUCCGCCAUACAACACACGUAUGUUCCCGGCGUCCCACGGAUCGCAUGGUUAUCAUCUCCGUUGGCGCGCCACGAUGCAGUCCAAUGAAAAGGUGGAGAACGCCGUUGCUGCUGCUGCUGUUACGGCAGUGCGACUACGGCGGCAUACGAUGCAGUCGCGUUGGUUGCGGUUAUGACGCUAAUUGUACCAACUAGCUCCUGCCAGUUGUUUCUGCAGACGCCACUUACGGUUGCUGUGUGUGUGUGUGGCUAUGAGGGGAUCCCAAAGGCAACAUAAUAAUAUUGAUUAAUAACAAGGGGAAUCCUUAAUAUUAUCUUCCUCAUCCGAUCAUACUCGUACAUUUUUUGAUGAGCAGCUUUGGCGGCAGUAGACCACAUUGAGCCGGGAUCAGUGCACGCGCGUGGCCAAAAACUCGUGAUAUUGAUGCCGCAGUGCCCGGUGCUUGAGCAACUUCGUGGGAAUUGUAAUAAUUUGUCCUUGAUCUACAAGAGGUGAGGGAAUUGCGAACGGUUAAGUAGCGUGAUUAAUCAUCGUAUAUGCUGGCCAUUCAAUGGAAUAAUUAUCGCCAGUCGCCAAUAUGGGAUGUCGUCCAACAAAAUACAGGAAGCCCACCAGGGUCGAAAAAAGCAUGAAAGCCGCCAUGCUGAUACAGCGCUGGUAUCGACGAUACAAAGCACAGCAUGACGUACAAAGACAAUAUACCUGGACGAUCUUCCAGAAAAUGGAAUAUGCUAAUGAGCAGGAUCACUUAAAGCUACAAAAUUUUUUUAACGAAGUUCUGAGCAACAAAAAGCUUCUAUCGACCAUGGCGGACACUUCCGUUGCAUCAGCCAUAGAAUUGGUGAAAAAGCGAAGUAUGAGUCACGAUCACACUGCUGAAAGCGAACCGGAACUGGAACUACUUAAAGCCACAGAUUAUGAAACCAUCGUUGUUCCUGACUCGUAUCAAGGGUUCCGUUUAUCCAAACCUUAUUACCAAAACGCACUGGAGCAGCUCAUUGAGUCUGUAAAAGCCAAACAGCGUAUCCACGUUAAGUUUGUUCUGGAAAUUCUUCAUGAAGCGCGUACGACUUUAAAAAGUCUUCCCAAUAUUCGCUAUGCAUCGACGUCACUGUCAAAGAAAAUAACCGUUGUGGGUGAUCUGCAUGGCAAAAUCGAUGAUCUGCUGAUAAUUUUCUACAAAGCCGGAUUACCCGAUACGACCAAUCCUUUUGUAUUUAACGGCGAUUACGUCGACCGGGGGUUUUUCUCGCUAGAAAUCUUGCUAAUACUUUUAAUGGCCCUCAUAACAAAUCCCAACGCCGUUUUUCUCAACCGUGGAAAUCAUGAGGAUCAUGUGAUGAAUCUGAGAUAUGGCUUUAUAAAAGAAAUCAGCAACAAAUACCGGCAAGUGGAGUCUAAAAAAAUCCGUCGACUAAUAGCAGAUGUAUUCAGCUGGAUGCCUGUUGCUACUAUUAUUGACCAAAAGGUUUUCGUUACUCAUGGAGGGGUAUCGAAUAUGACGGACAUUAAACUGAUCCAAACCCUUAAACGAUCUAAGUACAUCUCUAUAUUAAAUCCACCAAUUUCACCUAAUCAAGACAGCGUAAAAUCCCCUAACGGCACCGAUCAUGAAGCUGUGCAUGACUUGGAACCACAAGCCGAGCAGGUCGACCAAGGAAAGGUUACUGAUAGUAAGGCCUUCUUGCGCGUCGUCGACGUGGAUGACGACGCUGAGGCGACGUUCGAAUGGAAACAAAUUGUGGAUCUUCUGUGGAGUGAUCCGUCUGCCGUCAACGGCUGCACACCCAAUACUUUCCGUGGAGGCGGCUGUUACUUUGGUCCCGAUGUCAGUAAACAGUUUAUGGAUGCCAACAAUCUGCAAUAUAUGAUCCGUUCGCAUGAAUGCAAGCAGGAUGGUUAUGAAAUCACCCAUGAUGGCAGGGUUGUAACCUUAUUUUCCGCUUCCAAUUACUAUGAAGUCGGGAGCAAUCGCGGCGCAUUCUGCCGGCUGAUGGCACCGGAGCUGAAGCCGCAUUUCGUGCAGUACAUCUCUACACGCGGUCAUAAACGGCUGACAAUGAAACAAACCACCACCACCAUGGAGGAGAAAGCCAUCAAGCAUCUUAAAGAACAGUUUUUUGCUCAUAAAACCGAGUUACUGGAGGAGUUCGAGCAUUAUGACCCCGGCAAUACCGGAAUGGUCAAGCUGCACGACUGGUGCAUCGCUGUGGAAAAAAUCCUUAAACUCGGUUUGCCUUGGCGAACACUGAGGAAACGACUAGUGCGCAUGUCUCCCGCAAAUCACCAACUUGUUGACUACUACACAUCAUUCGAGGAGCUGAAUGCGGUGGAUGUCUCCCCAACGCGAAAUACGCCGUUGCUAUUUGAAACCUUGUAUGCUCACAAAGACAACCUGGAAGUCAUAUUCCGCUGGAUGGAUCAGGAUAAUUCCGGAAUAUUAACGAUGGAGGAAUUUCAGAAAGGCUGCAUAUUGCUCAACAAACACAUGGGAAGCCCCCUAAGCGAGGAGCAAAUUCGGGAUUUGGCGGUGUCGUUGGAUAUAAAUAAAGAUGGUCAGAUUGAAUUUAAUGAAUUUCUCGAGGCCUUCCGUCUGGCGGAAACGGAGGAUAUGGAUUUCGAGGACACACCUGAGCCGAGCGACGUGAUUAUGAGCAAUCAAGCUAAUGGGCACAGUCUACACAUAACCGCCAAUGGUGGCUUGACGUAACUACAGCUGGAUGAUGCUCUCGACGGUGGAAAAAUGUGUUUCCGCUCCUCGCAGCUAGUCUUGUGAUCCUCUUGAUAUGCUAACCCUAUACGACGAAUCGGUGCUUAAUACUGCACUGGGAGAGAGAAGAACCAGUUUUGUGGAAUAACAAUACAUGUUGUUCUUUCAGCUUUUCUUUGCCUCAAGAAAUGCCAUAUUUAAAUGGAGCUUUCUGUGAUCGAAAUAAUGGUUAAAUAACUGUAAUUUUCCGAGACGGAUUUGUCGGUGCCGCAUAGAAUUACUUAUGAUAUAAAUAUGCAACUGCAAUGAUACAGCGUUGAACAUUUCUAAAGAAGUGGUAUAUGUGUGGUACUUUACGUAAUAA
Paramacrobiotus metropolitanus is the source of this 3285-nucleotide messenger RNA. RefSeq names its product serine/threonine-protein phosphatase with EF-hands 2-like. The transcript is spliced from 18 exons. Gene Ontology annotation, molecular function: manganese ion binding; iron ion binding; protein serine/threonine phosphatase activity. Gene Ontology annotation, cellular component: cytosol; nucleus. Bases 789 to 2921 code for a protein of 710 amino acids. Gene Ontology annotation, biological process: detection of stimulus involved in sensory perception. The record is from RefSeq and is a predicted model, not a curated record. Lineage: Eukaryota; Metazoa; Tardigrada; Eutardigrada; Parachela; Macrobiotidae.